UUCAUAAAUGCUGCAGUGUGCGCGCGCAGCGUUCUGUCGGUAGGGUUUUAAUUUAAAUCGGACACAGAAGAGGUUCAGUUUUAAUUUUAGACGGAAAUAUGGCGUCUGAUUCAGGCUACGGGCAGCCUGGAGCUCCACAAAGCUUCGGAUCCUAUGGUGGAUCCCAGGGCUAUCAACAUGGUGGGCAGGGUUAUGGUCAAGGUAAUGGAGGCAGCUCGUAUGGUGGACAGGGUUAUGAGGGUUAUGGACAGUCAGAGAGUUAUAGUCAGUCAUCACAAGGUUACUCUGGCUAUGGACAGCAACAGCAGAGCUAUGAAGGUUAUGGGCAGCAAGGCUCUGAUUCUUCUUCAGGGUAUGGUGAUAAGUCUUAUGGGCAGCAAGGCUUUUAUGGGCAGCAAGGUUCAUACGGGCAGCAGUCUGAAGGAGGACAUGGCCAGUCUGGGGCGUCAUAUGGAGGUCCAUCAGGAGGUUAUGCAAGGCGUAAUGAAGGUGAUGGCAGGCGGUAUGGUGGUGAUGAAGGAGGUGACAGGUCUGAGGGGUACAGGGGCAGAGGGCGUGGUGGUUAUGACCGUGGAGGUUUUGAUCGUGGUGGUUAUGACCGUGGAGGCUUUGAUCGUGGUGGCUAUGACAGAGGUGGAAGAGGAGGAGGCCCACCCUCUGGUAUGGGUGGUGGUGACCGUGGUGGCUACAAAAAUUACGGUGGACCCAGAGACUAUGGUCAAAGGGAUGAUUCAGGUGAAGAACAGGACAAUUCUGACAACAACACAAUCUUUGUCCAAGGCCUUGGAGAGGAUGUCACAACUCAGGAAGUUGCUGAAUUCUUCAAACAGAUUGGAAUUAUUAAGGUGAAUAAAAAGACUGGCAAACCUAUGAUUAACCUGUACACGGACAAAGCCACCGGUAGAUUGAAGGGUGAAGCCACAGUCUCAUUUGACGACCCUCCUUCUGCUAAAGCUGCCAUUGAAUGGUUUGAUGGCAAGGAGUUCAAUGGAAAGCCCAUUAAGGUGUCCUUUGCCACCCGGCGGGCGGAGUUUUCCCAGAGAGGAGGAGGAGGAGGAGGGAGAGGGCGUGGAGGUUUCAGAGGUCGAGGAAGCUUUGGUGGAGGUCCCAAUUUUGAUGUUAAAGGAGGCGACUGGCUUUGUCCCAACAGCUCUUGUGGAAAUAUGAACUUUGCCCGGAGAUACGAAUGCAACAAAUGUGGCGCACCAAAACCUGGAGACAGUUUUGGAGACCGUGGUGGUAGAGGAGGCUACGGUGGUGACCGUGGUGGUGACCGUGGUGGUGGCGGCUUCAGAGGUGGAAGAGGUGGUUUCAGAGGUGGAGACCGUGGUGGUUAUGGUGAUCGUGGAGGCUUUGGUGGUGGAUACAAGAUGGGAGGAAGAGGGGAGCACCGAGAGGAAAGAAGAGACCGGCCCUACUAAAGGAUUAAAGCGGACUUUGUUCUGGCCCGGGAAGCUGAGGAGGGAGGGGACGUAAUAUUAGGAAUUAAGUAAAGAAUGGGUUCACUUUUUUCCACAGUCGGCAUAACAUUUUCGCCAGAGCAUCUCGUAUAUUACUUCCAGUGGCUGUUUUUGUCCAGUAGGAUCAUGGUCCAUCUACUGUUUAAGGACUCUGGUUUAAGAUGACUGGGAUCAUGAAGGGUGAGGGAGGGAAUGGGGUGGUGCUGGAGGUGAUUUUGCCAUUUUUGUUACUUCUGUUUUAAUUUUCUUGACCUGGUAGAAUUCAUGAUUGGUGUGUGGCGGACAAGUUAACAAGUGUCUUUGUAUUUUUUUCUGUUUUGUUUUGAAAGACUGAAAUGAACUGUUUUACUUGGGGAUUUUCCUUUUUGGAAGUGAUAUUAAACAUGAUUCUAAUCUUA
Messenger RNA from Neoarius graeffei (lesser salmon catfish), 1858 nucleotides. RefSeq names its product TAF15 RNA polymerase II, TATA box binding protein (TBP)-associated factor (gene taf15). The transcript has 16 exons. Lineage: Eukaryota; Metazoa; Chordata; Actinopteri; Siluriformes; Ariidae. Gene Ontology annotation, cellular component: nucleus. The coding region runs from base 99 to 1421 and encodes 440 amino acids. Gene Ontology annotation, molecular function: transcription coregulator activity; RNA binding. The record is from RefSeq and is a predicted model, not a curated record. Gene Ontology annotation, biological process: regulation of DNA-templated transcription.